AUGGAUCAAGGAAAGGACCCACAGGGUGUGCCAUCGCUGUCGCCCCCAAGCACAACAACCGACAAGACCGACACACGUAUCAGCACAACAGCUCACGUCAAUGACGCUUCUUCGGGGUCUGACACCGACCAGCCUGAGGCUCAGACCGGUGUGCAGAACAUAGAAGCUGUAACUUCGACAUGGACGACAUCCUCCUUGGUCAUCGCUUAUGUGAUGAUCUGGGUCAUCUACUUCGUCAUGCUCAUGCAGCAGGGUGCCCUAACCGCCCUUACACCUUUCGUUACAUCCGCCUUUAAACAGCACUCCUUGACGCCAACCGUCGCCGUCAUCAGUGGCAUCAUCGGCGGAGUCGUCAAGCUUACCCUCGCCAAGAUCCUAGAUGUUUUCGGACGACCGCAGGGCUACCUCCUAUCCAUCUUCAUAGCCACCCUCGGACUGGUGAUGAUGGCUGCCUGCAACAGUGUGGAGACUUAUGCAGCUGCUCAAGUCUUUUACACAGUUGGCCAGAACGCACUGCUGUACAGCAUUUCUAUCUUUGUUGCAGACACUUCAUCCUUGCGAAAUAGGGGGCUUAUGCUGGCUUUCACUUCUUCGCCAAACCUCAUCACCACAUGGCUCUCUGGCCCGAUUUCCCAAGCCUACCUCACAGGACCAGGGUGGCGAUGGGCGUUUGGCAUUUUCUCGAUUGUCGUACCUCUCUUCACGCUCCCCCUAUUCGGACUCUUUGCAUACAAUCUCACCAAAGCCAAGAGACUGGGAAUAAUCUCCAAGCACACCAGUCAGCGGACUACGUUGGAAUCAUUAUCCUAUUACUGCCGAGAAUUUGAUGCCGUAGGACUUUUCCUAAUGUCAGCUGGCUUGGCAUUGUUCCUUCUGCCCUUCAACAUUUACUCCAUGCAAGACGAAGGAUGGCGAUCUCCACUCAUCAUCUGCCUAUUGGUCUUUGGUGUUGUUCUUCUCAUAUCAUUUGUCAUAUGGGAGAGAACAUUUGCCCCCAUCACAUUUAUCCCCUAUUCUCUACUAUUGGAUCGAACCGUCAUCGGUGCGUGUGGGCUCUCAGCCGUUUUGUUCAUUAGUUACUUCAUCUGGAACAGCUUCUUCAGUUCCUUCCUUAUGGUUGUCAAUGAUCUCAAUGUCACCAAAGCCAGUUACGUCUACAACAUCUACACUAUCGGCAACACACUUUGGGGGCUUGUCGUAGGGUGGAUAGUACACCGAACCGGCCGCUUCAAGAUCAUCACCCUUUGGUUCGCCAUUCCGUUACACAUCUUCGGUAUGGGUCUCAUGAUUUACUUCCGUCAGCCUGAUCAAAACAUCGGCUUCAUCAUCUUAUGUCAGAUACUCAUCGCCAUUGCGGGUGGUACCAUCAUCAUCACAGCAGGGCUGGCUGCGAUGGCGGCCGCUUCACACCAGCAUGUGGCUGUCGUACUGGCCACUGAAGCCAUGUUCGCUGAGAUUGGCGGAGCCAUUGGCCUGACUGUAUCUGCUGCAAUCUGGCAGGAUGUGUUCGCUAAGAAGUUGAUGGAGAAUCUGCCGACAGAAGAGCUGGCCAAUUUCCUGCCAAUCUACUCGGACCUCGCCACGCAAUUGAUGUACCCAGUAGGCUCUGCUACUCGUAAAGCCCUCCAGUUGGCGUAUGGUGAAGCUCAAAAAAUGAUGUUGCUUGCCGCUACUGCCAUCUGGGUGGUAGGCUUUGUGGCGACUUUUGCUUGGCGGGAUAUUAAUGUGAAGACUCUGAAGCAAGUCAAGGGGCAUGUAGUAUAG
Molecule: messenger RNA, 1764 nt
Organism: Colletotrichum chrysophilum
Lineage: Eukaryota; Fungi; Ascomycota; Sordariomycetes; Glomerellales; Glomerellaceae
Exons: 1
Coding region: 1-1764 (587 amino acids)
Biological process (GO): transmembrane transport
Molecular function (GO): transmembrane transporter activity
Source: RefSeq, a predicted model, not a curated record